AUGGCUGCAGAAGACAGCUCCAUUCCGCCGCCAAAGUCGGGGCGUCAUUCCAUCUACCGCGGAAUCCGGUGCCGGAGCGGGAAAUGGGUGUCGGAGAUCCGGAAGCCGCGUCAGACCGCGCGCAUUUGGCUAGGCACGUACGCCACCCCAGAGAUGGCGGCGGCGGCAUACGACGUGGCGGCGAUCGCCCUCAAAGGCCCCGAGGCCAAGAUCAACUUCCCCGCCCUCGCUUCCACGUAUCCGAAGCAUGCCUCCGACGGCGACGAAGACAUACGGGCUGCGGCCUCUGCGGCCGCCUCCGCCAUCGCGCCGCGGAAUGCCAGGGCUGGCGAGGCGUCCUCGAGUGUGGCGGCGGAUGAGUUUUUGGACGAGGAGGCGUUGUUCGGUAUGCCCAAGCUGCUGGAUGACAUGGCGCAGGGCAUGCUCGUCAGCCCGCCAGCGGAGGAGGACCGGUCGCCGGAGGAUUACUCAGGAAACGACACUCUUUGGAGCUAUCCUUAA
Salvia hispanica is the source of this 501-nucleotide messenger RNA. Its product is annotated as ethylene-responsive transcription factor ERF025-like. The record is from RefSeq and is a predicted model, not a curated record. Gene Ontology annotation, biological process: regulation of DNA-templated transcription. Gene Ontology annotation, molecular function: DNA binding; DNA-binding transcription factor activity. Lineage: Eukaryota; Viridiplantae; Streptophyta; Magnoliopsida; Lamiales; Lamiaceae.